AUGUCCGACGCACAAAAACUCCAACUAAUCCAAGACUUGGAAAUUGAAAUGAUGGCUGACAUGUACAACCGUCUCACCGCCACAUGUCACAAGAAGUGCAUACCACCGGUGUAUCACGAUGCUGAAAUAGCCAAAGGUGAAGCAGUAUGUAUUGACAGAUGUGUUGCCAAAUUUUUGGACAUUCAUGAAAGGAUUGGCAAGAAACUGGGGCAACUAUCUAUGCAGGAUGAACAGUUACUAAAGAAUACACCUAAAUGAGUCUUGGAAGUACAAAUUAGUCAUAUUAGUGUUGUAUAGAUGUUUUUUAAUGGUUUUGAAAAUGAACUGGUAAUUAUUAUUUGUUAAUAAAAAUUGUGGAACCA
Molecule: messenger RNA, 362 nt
Organism: Aethina tumida (small hive beetle)
Lineage: Eukaryota; Metazoa; Arthropoda; Insecta; Coleoptera; Nitidulidae
Gene: Tim10
Product: mitochondrial import inner membrane translocase subunit Tim10
Exons: 1
Coding region: 1-258 (85 amino acids)
Biological process (GO): protein insertion into mitochondrial inner membrane
Cellular component (GO): mitochondrial inner membrane
Source: RefSeq, a predicted model, not a curated record